AUGCCUCCACCCGACGAAAGUUCGUCAGGACAACAAGCGCCGAGCGCUCCGAGCGCUCCAGUUUUGAAUUUUACUUCGAACUUUCCAGUUCCAAGCCCAAUGAAAAUAUCCGGCGACAGAGUCACAAAUUGGGAGUUCUUUCGACAGCAAUGGCAAGACUACGAGCUUGGCACCGGUCUCGAACAUCGUCCAGAACCAGUUCGUUUAGCAACCCUUCGCUCAGUCAUGGGGAAAGACUGUCUUGAGAUAUUUUUAAACCUAGAGUUGACUCCGGAAGAAAGGGCAAGCGUGACCUCCAGUUUAAAAGCUUUGGAAGCAUAUUUCAAGCCAAAAACAAAUGUGGUCUACGAGAGAUUUAUGUUUAAUUCAGCUACACAAAGUUCCGAAGAGGGAAUAGACGAAUUUGUAAAUCGAUUGAGAAAGAUGGUUUCGUCGUGUAAAUAUGGCGCACUCACAGAUGAGAUGAUACGAGACAGAAUCGUAAUAGGCGUCCGAGAUAAAGCUUCAAAACUACGGCUACUCAAAGAAGAUGAACUGGACCUGAACAAAGCACUCAGUAUUUGCAGGUCUAAUGAAGCGGCUUCCAAACAGCUCAAGUUUAUGAAACUGGAGGAAAUCCAAACAGAUGAGCAAGUCAACACCGUGGACAGUCAAGCGAAACGACUCGACAAGCGGCAUAAACAAAAGAAAGACGCAAAAUAUGGAAAGAAUGGAAAGGCUACAAAGGGCGCGAAGAAGAAUUGCAACAGAUGCGGGGCAACAAAGCAACAUAGGAAAGAAGAAUGCAAAGCAUAUGGUCAAACCUGUCACCUGUGCUCGAAGCCGAAUCAUUUCGCAUCUGUUUGUCGCUUUAGAAACAAACCAGCAGGCGGAAAGACAGUAUCCAGAGGACACAAAAGCGUGAAGCAAGUCACCGAAGAAACGGAUACGUCCAAUGACUCCGAUGAUGAUUUGACCGAUGAUGAAGAUCCACUCUUUAAAAUUGAAGAAGUCUCCAGCGUGAAGACGGCAGGCAAGCAACUCAACGCCAAGAUAAUCUUUUCAGACACAGAAGAGUUAUACAACACCGAAUUGGAAUGCCAGCUAGACACCGGCGCCACGUGCAACGUGAUGAGCCUGCGCGACCUGGCCAUCAUAAGCCAAACAGGAGAUCCACCACUGAGAAGUAGUAAAGUGAAGCUCAAGUUGUUUGACGGUUCUCUCAUGAAGCCUUCUGGUGUAGCCACCUUAAAGAUACAUCGAGACAAUAAGACCCAAGAGUUGGACUUUCAGAUUGUUGAUACUGUAAACAAGCCUCUUCUAUCCGCGGAAACAUGUGUGAAGCUGGGACUGUUGAAGCUUUCCUUAACAGGUACAGCGCAAGUAAACAGUAUGGGUACAGAGCCAGUAAAGUCUAGUGUCCCACUAACCAGAGAGAAAAUUCUAGCGGACUACAAAGAUGUGUUCGAAGGACUUGGUCACUUAGGAGAGUCCAGUACCUUUGUUAUCGACCCAAACCAUCCCCCAGUGCAGCACGCGCCCAGGCGGAUACCUGUAACUCUACAAAAAGAAGUCAAGGAGAAGAUCGCAGAGUUGGAGAAGAAAGGCAUUAUUCAAAAGGUUACCGACCCCACAGAUUGGAUCAGCAGUAUGGUCAUAGUGUCCAAGCCAGGAAAGAUAAGAAUUUGUCUCGACCCUCGAGAUUUGAACAAGGCAAUCCAGAGACCUAAGUACCAGAUGCCAACAUUAGAAGAGAUACUCCCAAAACUCAGCAAAGCGAAAAUAUUUACCACACUAGAUGCGAAAGAUGGGUUCUAUCAGAUCGGAUUAGAUGAAGAGAGCAGUAAGAAAACAACUUUCUGGACUCCCUUUGGCAGAUACAGAUAUCUAAGAAUGCCAUUUGGUAUUAGCGUGGCUCCCGAGGAGUUUGAGUGCAAGCUACACGAAAAGCUUACCGGAUUAGAAGGCGUCGAAAUUCUUCGAGAUGAUCUACUAGUAGUCGGAUAUGGAGAUACCCAGGAAGAAGCUGAUGCCAACCACGAUGAAAACCUCAGAAAACUCCUAGACAGAGCCAGAGAAGUCAGACUCAAGCUGAACAGCAAGAAGAUGAACUUGAGGAAACCCCAAGUUAAGUUCAUGGGCCAUGUUAUUAGCAAAGAUGGUCUCAAACCAGAUCCAGACAAAGUCAACGCAGUGGAAAACAUGCCCAAGCCAACAUGUAAGAAAGAGACUCUUAGUCUACUGGGUUUCAUCAACUAUCUGGCCAAAUUCUUACCAAGACUAUCUGAAGUAGCACAGCCGUUGAGAAAUUUGACCCUGACCAACGCCCAGUUUAUGUGGUCUGAGCAACACGACAAGGCGUUCGAUGAAGUGAAGAAGUUGGUAGCAAACCAUCCAGUACUCAAGUAUUACGACAUCAAUGACGAGGUUACUAUUCAGUGCGAUGCCAGCGAGCGAGGCCUUGGUGCGACACUCCUCCAGAACGGACAACCAGUUGCCUUCGCAUCGCGAACACUGUCUGCAGUUGAACAACGGUACGCACAAAUAGAGAAAGAAUGUCUGGCCAUUGUGUUCGGUUGCCAAAAGUUCUCACAGUACAUCACAAGACGAGACAAAGUCACCGUCGAAUCAGAUCAUAAGCCGUUGCAGUCAAUAUUCAAGAAAUCGCUUCUAUGUGCGCCAAGCCGUCUCCAAAGAAUGAUGCUUCGGCUACAGAGAUACAACCUCGAAGUGGUCUAUAAACCAGGAACGCAGAUGUUUGUGGCCGAUCACCUGUCCAGAGCUUUCCUGAAAGAUACAGGCCCAGAGGAUGAAGAGUUUCAAGUUUUCGCUCUGGAGCUGGAAGCGAUGAACCCGUUUGAUACCAUCAAGAUAAGUAGUGAGAGACUGCCCCAACUUCAAAAGGCCACUGAACAAGACCCGGUCAUGCAAACUCUCAAAACUACCAUUCUGAUUGGUUGGCCAGAGAGGAGAGAAGAAGUACCAGUCCAGAUUAGAGAAUUUUGGAAUUACAGAGAAGAACUGACACUUCACAACGGCAUCAUUUUCAAGAAUCAGCGAGUCAUCAUUCCAAAAGCUUUAAGGCCAGAACUGACCGCAAGAGCUCAUUCCAGUCACCAAGGAAUUGAAGCCUGUCUACGAAGAGCAAAAGAUGUAGUUUUCUGGCCCUCCAUGACCAAAGACAUCAAAGAAGCUGUUGAUAAAUGUGAGAUAUGCGCAGCAUUCCAAGCGAAGAACGUCAAGCAGCCAAUGCAGACACAUGAAAUACCUGAUCGUCCAUGGAGUAGAGUUUCGUCAGACCUGUUCACUCUGAACGGCAAGGAGUACAUUGUGCUUGCAGACAGCUACUCAGAUUUCAUAGAAGUUGGCGAGUUAAAAGGCACAACUGCGAGCUACAUCAUAGAGUUCCUCAAAGGUCAAUUCAGUCGCCAUGGCAUACCUGAUGUAUUUGUUACCGACAAUGGACCGCAGUACUGCUGCCGAGAGUUCACAGAGUUUUCCAGAGAAUGGGAGUUUAAACACGUGACGUCAUCACCUAAACAUGCCAGAUCCAAUGGCAAGGCCGAAUCCGCAGUCAAAGUGGCCAAGAAGAUUUUCAAGAAAGCUCACAGGGACAACAAAGACCCAUGGCUUGCGUUAUUGGAUCAACGGAACACACCAACACAAGGUGUGAACUCUAGCCCUGUACAGAGAUUGAUGUCCCGAAGAACACGUACAUUGCUACCGGUAUCAGCAAAUCUUCUGUACCCCAGAGUAGAAGAAGGAGUCAAAGAGAAGUUGAAGGCCAAGAGGCAGACAGCUAAAGGCUAUUACGAUAGAAGUGCCAAGGUGCUACCAGAGCUUGAAAUAGGCCAAGAAGUUAGAGUAGCUGGUCAGCGAAACAAAGUCUGGGAAGCCGGCACCUGUGUCCAGAAGCUAUCAGAUCGCUCAUACCUUGUUGAAGUCAAUGGAAACACACUACGUCGAAACAGACAGGCAUUGAGGCCCAAGAAAGACACCCAAAUGACUGGUGAGACUAUUAUUGCUGAAACAAAACCACCCUCAUCUGUACCUGCAGAGACAGAAGGACAAACAGCAUUAAGGAGUACCAAUCACAGUGAUGUGACUACACCAGUUAAAGUCAGCGAUACCCCGCAGCAGAAUCAUAGUGUGCCACUGAAAUCAACCCGUACCAGAAUUGUGAAGACACCUGUGAGAUUCAAGGACUAUGUCUGA
This is a messenger RNA of Pocillopora verrucosa, 4194 nucleotides long. The record is from RefSeq and is a predicted model, not a curated record. Lineage: Eukaryota; Metazoa; Cnidaria; Anthozoa; Scleractinia; Pocilloporidae.